AUGGCGGAGGAGGACUCAAGGUCGACCAAAAAAACCGAACCCCCGGAGGGGCCCUCGGGGCACCGGGGGCACCCACUGCCAUUUGAUAACUGCGGAAACCCGCUGCGGCCUCCGGCCAGGGAGUGCUCCGCUCGAAAAAGGGGUGUUGAGCGGCCUGAGACGAUCCCGGGCAGCCCCCGAUUCACCUGUUACGGGAGCCUCCUUCGCGGGGGAUUGUCGGGAGUGCAAACUGGCGGAGAGCAGCAAAGGAGAGACACUCACCUCCAUCCGGAGAUGCCACCACUAUCGAAAUCAAGCCAUCUAACGCCUUCCAAACAGACACGAAAGACCAGCUCAAAAUACAGUCAGGGGUCCCCAUCCAACGAAACACACGAACCAGAUGCAAUCGAUCCGGUUAGGCGCGAAUUGGUCAUUGUGGUCGAAACGUUUGUGAAAUUUCGGCAUGAAUGGGACGAGUUGGUCUUGAAUCGAAGCUUGAACUUGAUACUCAAAAUCAUGGAUCUAGAAGCUGAAAUCAGAUCGACCAUUCAGAAUUCGUGUUUCUUGCAAAAGUGUGCUGAGGACAAGGUGGUACUGGAAGAUGGAUAUGCCUGGAAGCAAUUUUGUAAAAUGAAUGAACAUUGCAGACAACUGGAAAUUCUGCUGGGCGAUCUGACGAAAUUGGGGUUCAAAAUCCAGCAGUUGAAUGAUCAUUUCGAGGCGCUUAUUCCAAAGAGUUGUGGUACCCAUGGUAUCAAAAUGAUCUUUGAAAGUCCGCUUGGAUUAACCUGGCCCUUGCCUCAAAUUUGCGACCACUUCAUCAAUCUAUCAAGCCAGUAUAUCCAUUCCCUACAAUUUCACCAUUCUCUUUAUGAUGUGAUCGUCUCCCAGGAUACCUCAACAUCUGAGAAACAGGCUGCAGUAAGCUAUUGGGCUUGUCAACCACUGAUGUAUGAUAAAAGUGAACUGAACGACUUCUUGGAGGUGGAAUUUCCGAAUUUCUUCAAUGGGCCCAACUUGACACCCAAAAAACCGAUGCAGAAUAAGCAUUAAUUAAUAAACACCUUACACUGAAAAUAAUGUUGCACUCUGGGCACUUAUUUUUUCAACAUCCGGCGCCCCAGGUUCUGACAUGCAUGACAUCAUAGUCCCUCUGGCCGUAUAUCAUUUCC
Puccinia graminis f. sp. tritici CRL 75-36-700-3 is the source of this 1151-nucleotide messenger RNA. RefSeq lists its product as uncharacterized. The transcript has 4 exons. The coding region runs from base 1 to 1032 and encodes 343 amino acids. The record is from RefSeq and is a predicted model, not a curated record. Lineage: Eukaryota; Fungi; Basidiomycota; Pucciniomycetes; Pucciniales; Pucciniaceae.